Molecule: messenger RNA, 778 nt
Organism: Durio zibethinus
Lineage: Eukaryota; Viridiplantae; Streptophyta; Magnoliopsida; Malvales; Malvaceae
Source: RefSeq, a predicted model, not a curated record
UUAGGGUUUUCACUUUUCCGUGCUAUAAAGACUCUUUUGUCGCUCUUCUGUACCCUCUUCAAAUUCUCGUUGCAGCCCCGUCCCCUUGUUAUAAACCCUAAAAAUCGUCAGUGCAGUGCGGUGCAGGGAAAGAGAAGAUGGCGACAGUUCCAGGGCAGUUGAUUUGGGAGGUAGUGAAGAAGAACAAUUGUUUUUUGGUAAAGCAGUUUGGAAGAGGAACUGCUAGCGUUCAGUUCAGCAAAGAGCCUAACAAUCUCUACAAUCUCAACUCCUACAAACACUCUGGGUUGGCAAACAAGAAAACAGUCACCAUUCAACGUGGGGGCAAAGACCAGUCUGUGCUGCUAGCAACAACCAAGACUAAGAAGCAGAAUAAGCCUUCGAGCUUGCUUCACAAGUCUGUUAUGAAGAAGGAGUUCCCCAGGAUGGCCAAGGCUGUCGCAAACCAGGUGACAGACAACUACUACAGGCCAGAUUUAACGAAAGCAGCUCUUGCAAGGUUGAGUGCUGUGCACAGAAGCCUGAAAGUUGCAAAGUCUGGUGUCAAGAAGAGGAACAGACAAGCAUUGAAGAUCCCUGGCAGGAAAUGAGUUAGUUAGAAGUUGUUUUGUGCUUGAUUUUCAUUGUUCUGGCCGCAUUUUCUUUUACUCUUUUUUAAAAUUGUAGUAUUUUCAUUGAUGGAUAUUGUGCUUGACAUUAUGUCUAGAUUUUGAACGGAAGAGAUCAUCAUGGUCCUAAAUAGUUUGUUUUCCGAAUUAUAAUAUGGUAAUUUUCUGAA